Molecule: messenger RNA, 672 nt
Organism: Prunus armeniaca (apricot)
Lineage: Eukaryota; Viridiplantae; Streptophyta; Magnoliopsida; Rosales; Rosaceae
Source: the annotation of a GenBank genome assembly
AUGGAGCUGUCCGAGAUCGAGGACCUUCCGAAGAAACUCCUUCGGGAGGAGGCUGGCCGCACCUUCCGUCUUCAAGCUUCGCGAGCCAUUAAUGCCGCCGAAAAGGCGAAGAAGGCAUAUGAAGACGGCAGAGCGAAGGUUGCCGAAGCUGGCAAAGCCAUCCAAGCUCAGGCGAACUUGGCGAAGGACAUGCAGGCUACCGAACGGCAGGUCAAAGCUUAUCAAGCCAAGCUCGGUGAGCUGUCGGCAGCGUUGGAGUCGGCGCAGCUAUUGGCAAAGGAGGCUCGGGAAUCGAAGAAGGCGAUCCAGGUGGCCUUUGAGGAGUCCGAGCGGGUCAGGGCUUCCGAGAUCGAGGCUGCCGUCCAAGAGGCGAUAGGGCGGUACCGUCGGUCAACUGAGUUUUCUACUUUGCUCGACAAGGAAGUAGGCCUGGAGAUGGCGGACUUGGUCUACCGUUUCAAACGGUACAACCCUGGUAAGAAGCUCAACCUCAACUUCAUUGCCGAUCCUCCCCCCCUUCCUGAAGGCAUAACCGAAGAAAUGAUUGAGGAGUACAAGGGGGAGGACGCCACAGAGGAGGUGCCAGCCGAUCCCGAAAGGGGUACUACCGAAGGCGAUGUGGACGCCGCCGAAGUCGACGAAGCCGCCGCCGAAGCCGACGAAGCCGCCUGA